Messenger RNA from Kwoniella shivajii, 669 nucleotides. RefSeq lists its product as uncharacterized. The record is from RefSeq and is a predicted model, not a curated record. The coding region runs from base 1 to 669 and encodes 222 amino acids. NCBI's taxonomy places the organism in Eukaryota, Fungi, Basidiomycota, Tremellomycetes, Tremellales, Cryptococcaceae. The transcript is spliced from 3 exons.
AUGUCCGCUUCUGGAUCAGUCACUGCCAGACCAUCAGUUUCAGCAUCAGGUUCAGCUUCGGCACCAGGCUCCUCAGGAAAUCGAAAUUCCAGCUCCACUGCAUCAAUAUCGAUCCCCGCUACGGCAGCAGCAGGAGGGAUCACAGUCACUCAACCUCCUUCAACUGCAAGUGCAAGUUAUUAUAAGAUCGCUCAAGAUAACUGGAUCACUUUUGGUUGGAACGCUACUAGCUUAUACGUCCAGCCAUCAUCGCUCACAAUCGUAGCAUCCUGUUCAGCAAACGGGAAUAUCUAUCCCGUUGGACCUAAUCCCACACCAUCAGGCAACGUGUCCGCCAAUGUGUUCCCCGGAAACACCACCAAAGUAGUUUGGAACCCGUAUGAGUGGGAACAGAUACCAGGUCAGGUACCGUUUGCGGAAGCUACUUAUGUCCUGAAGAUAUAUGAUGAAAGAGGUGAUGGCGCAGCUGUCAAAGGUGGAUAUCUGAGUCCAUACGCAGGUAAGAACUUCAUGAUGUAUCGUCCGGGUGGAUACACUUCUUUAUCUGACGGCUGGACGUGCUCAACGUGUUCCGACGCAUUUACCACUUUUGCCCAACCGGCUCAUCUGGCCAUAUUCACAAGUUUACUAAUUACGAUUCUAUCAGCUUGGGGGAUAUUGAGAAGGUGA